GGCAAAACAUUUUAAUUUGACAAACACUUUAUAUUCGUGCACUUUCAACAAUCAUCAAGCAGGCCAGAAUGAAUGAAUGCCCCAGUGGGCCUGUUUUGGACUGCAGGCCUUAUAUUUGACAUCCCCUGACGUAGAGGGAUCAGAAACCGAACAAACCCAACCCAAGCAGAGAACUUGAAGCACUACAUGUUUAAGUUGAACAUGGAUAUUCAGACACUACACAAAAAAAGAAAAAAAAUCCAGCCUAUCAAAUUGUGCAUUCAUCAGUUUCAACCUAACUCUGUACAAUCUUGUCCUGUGUGUUUCAUAGCUCUGCUUCAGAUCAACAAUGGAGUUACUGGAUGGAAUGAUGGGGCAGGAAAUGGAGUUUGAGGGCUCUGCCACAGCUGCAGCACAUAAAAAAAACAUCAGCACUGACAUUGUCACCAACGUCACCAACGUUACAUUUUCUCCCUACUAUCAGCACUCUCUGUACGUGGCCGCAAGUUACAUCUUGGCUUAUUUCUUCAUCUUCCUGCUGUGUAUGGUUGGGAACAUCCUGGUUUGUUUGAUUGUACUGGAAAACCAUCGUAUGCGCACAGUCACAAACCUCUUCAUCCUAAACCUGGCCAUUAGUGACCUCCUGGUGGGCAUCUUCUGCAUCCCUACCACACUGGUGGACAACCUCAUCACAGGCUGGUCCUUUUCUAACACUGUCUGCAAGAUGAGUGGAUUUGUUCAAGGCGUGUCUGUGUCUGCCUCGGUCUUCACCUUGGUGGCCAUUGCUGUGGAACGAUUUCGCAGCAUCAUGUAUCCUCUGCAACCCAAAGCAACUGUACUCGUGGCCAAACUAGCCAUCUUCUUUAUCUGGGUGUUAGCAGUAGCGAUGAUGUGUCCUGCUGUUAUGGCUCUCACUGUGAAAAAAUUUCCUUCCCAUUACAUUGUCUACGAUGAUGACUUCAACCACACGCUCCCUGUUUACAUGUGCUACGAGAACUUUGACAAGCCCCAGAUGAGAAAGAUCUACACUGCAGUUCUGUUCGCUCACAUCUACCUGGUGCCACUGACCCUCAUCACUGUCAUGUACGGAUGCAUUGGCAUCAAACUGUGUACUUCUGUGGUGCCAAACAGAGAGCCGCAGUUGGAUAACGCCACUGUGGCGGUGGGUAGAAGAGCCCCUCAGCCAAUGAUAUCGCAGAAGAAGAUCAAGGCCAUAAAAAUGCUCACUCUGGUGGCUCUGCUUUUCAUGUUGUCCUGGUUGCCCCUCUGGACAUUAAUGAUGAUAACUGACUACGCAGGCUGGGACAUGGACCAGCUUGAUCUUCUGACCAGUUACAUGUUUCCCUUUGCUCACUGGCUGGCUUUCUCCAACUCAAGCAUCAACCCCAUUAUUUAUGGCUACUACAAUGAAAACUUCAGGCGAGGCUUCAAGGCAGUGUGCAAGUCCCAGCAAUUGUGUUGCAGCUUAGGAGAGACAACUGUGCAUCACCACCCUUUUGUUGUAAGGCUGACCAAUCGUGUUCAUAAUGACAACGAGCUCAAAGACACGGCUAAUAACAACAGAAGUGCACCAGUGGGCAACCCCAUGGUCCUCACACAGAGAUGUCCUUCAAACCAAGUCAUGGAAAUGGCAUCAUUGCCCAAGAAUAGCUCUGCAGAAUCAGAGAGGGUCGGCUCACUGGCUGUGUCGGUGCAUCAGGCGUGGGAAAACUGAAACUCCACUUCUAGUUCAAGAGAAUUUGGUAGAACCAUAGUGUUGUACUUUAUACCAGGUAAUCUAUAGUGCACUUAAAUGAGAUGUUUUUGCAUAGACCAUUUUCAGAACAAAAAGCCACAUGCAACAAUUUGACACUGUUUCACAGGGUGGGGUUGACAUUUAGUUCGUACUAAAAGACAACAAGAGUUAUUUUAGACAGAAUCAAAUGUAAUAAAUUUGAUGGGCAUACGGUGAAAGAGAGCUAACAGAAAUGCUAAUUUAUUUUUUGUUGUUAAAUAUUCAAAUAAAGAACAACAACAUUCUACUGGUUGAUCUCCUACCUAACCCAACCCACUUGUUCAGGUUUACUCUAUUGAAAGUCUAUAAGAAGUAAUGCACACCCAAAUGUAAACAUGUUGUAUUUCAAGCAAAAGAACAGUGUUUACAGUGGCAGAGUGAUUAGUUGUUGUUUUUUUUUUCAUUUGUUGUUUCUUUAUUGUUUAAUGUGAUUCUCAACGUGAUCAUUCAACACCUGUGUUUGAGAAAUGGCGAUUAAUGUCCGUGUGGAUUUGAUUCCCACAGGAACCACAUGCUUGAUUGUUAAUCCUCCUUUGUAAGUCGCUUCGAAUAAAAGCGUCUGCUAAAUGCAUACAUGUAAAUAAAACGGUGGCAUCGAAACACGAGUAUUGUGUAAUUGGAACAUUCCUUUUUAAGUAUUUUGUUAACAGUCUUGUGUAAUCAGUGUGUUGAUGUUAAACAUUGAUUUUCUAAAC
Molecule: messenger RNA, 2448 nt
Organism: Cynoglossus semilaevis (tongue sole)
Lineage: Eukaryota; Metazoa; Chordata; Actinopteri; Pleuronectiformes; Cynoglossidae
Gene: npffr1l2
Product: neuropeptide FF receptor 1 like 2
Exons: 3
Coding region: 329-1693 (454 amino acids)
Biological process (GO): G protein-coupled receptor signaling pathway; cellular response to hormone stimulus
Cellular component (GO): plasma membrane
Molecular function (GO): peptide binding; neuropeptide receptor activity
Source: RefSeq, a predicted model, not a curated record